Molecule: messenger RNA, 1488 nt
Organism: Adineta ricciae
Lineage: Eukaryota; Metazoa; Rotifera; Eurotatoria; Adinetida; Adinetidae
Source: the annotation of a GenBank genome assembly
AUGGUUCGGUCCAUCGUUCUCGUCAUUUUUCUUACUUCUAUUUUUCUAUCACAAUGUCAACAUGAAUCGAUUGCUUCCUUCAAAUCAACUCUGUGUACCAAUGAUACCCGGAAGAUUCCAUUGUUUGCAACACAAGACAUACACAAAACAUUCGAUCGAGCUCAUUUACGAGCACUGAACAUCCGUGUCAUUCAUAUCUCAACAUUGAUCAAUGAUCGAAAAGUAGCAACAUUUGACAAAGAUCGUCAUUACAUUGAUAACAUAAUUCAUAUAUUAGAUAACACACAAACAUCGAAGAACGACUCAACCAUAGUUUAUACUUUGAAAGUGCAUGCGAACUAUAUCAACCGAACUUUGAUUCAUUAUUCUAUACGAAUGAUCGAUGGUGAAAACCAUAUUUUCCGUAUUAACUGUUCCGAUGUAAUAUUGAUUAUUGGACCCAGUCGUGUAAUUGACAAGGUAUUCAAAGGAAUUAUUCCAUUCGUUAUUAUGUUUAUAUCAAUUCAAAUGGGAAUUUUAUUAGAUCUUGAAGUCUUGAAAGAGUUGAUUCGUCGACCGAUACAAAUUCUGAUAGGUUUUUGUUGCCAAUACGGUCUCAUGCCAUUGAUAGCUUAUAGUAUAACUAAACUCUUUCGUUACGAAUCUCUCUAUGGUUUAGGCCUAUUUGUUGUUGGAUGUUGUCCAGGUGGCUGGGCGUCGAAUCAAUGGACAGUACUAUUUGAUGGAGAUUUGAAUUUGUCUGUGUUUAUGUCCUUUUCAUCGACGGUGGCUUCAUUUUUUAUGAUGCCUUUCUGGCUGUAUACACUUGGUGAGCGUGUCUAUCUGCGUGAUUUGAAAAUUCGCAUUCCAUUUGUAAACCUAACGCAAUCGCUAUUGACAAUUAUUGGUCCUCUUGGAAUAGGAAUGCUUGCAGUUUACUGUUGUCCGAAAAUCAAGCCAAUCGUUACACGUAUUGUCAAACCGAUGUUGUUGAUCUUAAUCCUUUAUUUCUUUGUUUUCGGUGCUUUUGUUAACUUUUAUCUUUUUCGAUACAUCAGUUUACGGAUAGCACUGUCAGCACCUCUUUUACCCUGGUUAGGUUUUAUAUUUGGUGGUCUAUUCGCUUGGAUUUUUCGACAGGACUGGUCACGAAUAAAGACAGUUGGAAUUGAAACAGGUAUUCAAAAUGUUGGCAUUGCAUUCAUGGUUUUACUCUAUUCAUUUCCAGCACCAGAAAACACCCAAGCGUCUGUUAUUCCUCUUGUCGUUGCUUAUCUAUCAGCUCAACCGUUUUAUCUGAUUCUCCUCGGUCGAUUUAUAUAUCGGAAAUGUCAGAAACCGGAAAAACCUGUUCGCUACGUAUCUGACGAUACUCUCAGCAAAACCACUCGACGGUUAAGCGAAGAAGAAUCCGAGAUCGUCGAUACUUCAUCUCCAAAACGAAAACCAUCCAUUAUAGUAUCAGUAGCCGGGAUGGCUGCUGACUCUGAACCAUUAGAAGUUUCAUAA